Frieseomelitta varia is the source of this 1164-nucleotide messenger RNA. RefSeq names its product tRNA-splicing endonuclease subunit Sen34 (gene Tsen34). Bases 119 to 1018 code for a protein of 299 amino acids. Gene Ontology annotation, molecular function: nucleic acid binding; tRNA-intron lyase activity. Gene Ontology annotation, cellular component: tRNA-intron endonuclease complex. The transcript has 6 exons. Gene Ontology annotation, biological process: tRNA-type intron splice site recognition and cleavage; tRNA splicing, via endonucleolytic cleavage and ligation. Lineage: Eukaryota; Metazoa; Arthropoda; Insecta; Hymenoptera; Apidae. The record is from RefSeq and is a predicted model, not a curated record.
UAUUGAAAUUGAUAGUAUAUAGAAAUACAUAAUAAAAUAUAAAUUUGAUAUUACAUAUAAAAUAAGUAUAUCUGAUACAAUUAUAAUUGUGAAAAUUUUUAAAAUUUUAUAUUUAAAAAUGAUAGACUUAAUUUUAUCAAGAAAUAAUGUCUUUAUAUGGAAUGCAGAAGAUUGGCUGAAACUUAGAAAAGAUUAUCGAAUAAUUGGUGAACUCAUAGGUUGUCUUCCAAAGAAACCCAGACAAGACAUAUUUUUAGGUCUUCCAUUACUAUUGCAACCAGAAGAAGUAUCUCUUUUACUUGAAAAAGGUAUUGCACGACUUGUACAAUAUUCAUGUCUUCAAAAAUUACCAUCUGAUUCUUUGAAACAAGCUUUUGAAGAAUACAGAAAUACAUUGUAUAUAGAACAAGAAAAAUGUUUAAGAAAGGAAAGACAAAAACAGGUAAUUGGUAUGAUGGAUAAAAUUAUAGAAGGAAAAAAACGAAAAAUGCUUGGAAUAGAUACAAAGAACAAAAAAGCAAUGAAAUCAUUAGAUCCAAAAGUACAAACAUCAUUUGAUAAUAUUGAAAUAAAUAAACAAGAGUUACUAGAGGAAGAAAUGGCAAAAUUACCCAAAUUGGACAAAAAUGAAGCUUUGAUUCAAAUCCAUACAGUGUAUCCAUGGACAAGUAAAGAUGAUAUAGAAAUAGUGGAAUGGAAGUAUCCUUACACUGAAAAACAACAACUUCGAUAUAAAACAUUUAAAGAUUUAUGGGAAAAAGGAUACUAUUUAACAAAUGGAGAAAAAUUUGGUGGAGAUUUUUUAGCAUAUCCUGGAGAUCCCAUUAUGUUUCAUUCUCAAUUUAUAAUUUUAUGUAAAGAUAAAAAAGAAGAAAUUCCAAUAACUGAAUUUUCAGCGCAGUGUCGAAUUGCUUGCCAUGUUCGAAAGACACAAGUAUACGCUUUCUUUUCUGAAAAUCAAGAUAUAAAAUACCAAUCAUUCCAGUGGGCAGAAAGUGCUGUACUUGAAAAUAUUUAACAAUAUUUGAAUAAUAUGUAUAACUUCACCUUUGCACUCUUUUUUCGAGUAUGACUUGACAUCAGUUUUUAUCACAGGAAUUCUUAUGUCGAGUCACACUCGACAUUUUUAAAUUGCUAAAAAAAAAGAAUAAUUGAAAAAUAAUU